Molecule: messenger RNA, 4484 nt
Organism: Ostrea edulis (European flat oyster)
Lineage: Eukaryota; Metazoa; Mollusca; Bivalvia; Ostreida; Ostreidae
Product: ADP-dependent glucokinase-like
Exons: 5
Coding region: 191-1618 (475 amino acids)
Biological process (GO): glucose metabolic process
Cellular component (GO): endoplasmic reticulum
Molecular function (GO): ADP-specific glucokinase activity
Source: RefSeq, a predicted model, not a curated record
AGUAUGUUGAAAACUGUUUCCGGUAUGUAGUCAACGUUGGCAAACUCAGACAAUCGUUAUUUUCUUUCCUCUAAGCCUAAGGAUAUCUUACGUAUCAUAGAAACAGAGAGUCUAAAACUAGGUGAUUCUCGAAAAAAAAAUUCGUAAAGUAUUUGACUUUGGAUUAGAAUUUCAUUGCAGUUCCUACAAAAUGUCUGUGAAAAAUUUUACUGUAUUUUCUGCACUAGUGAUUAUCUUUGCAUACCUAGCAAAACUUUAUUUUGAUAAAAGCUUAACGAGUGGAGAUAGAAUGAACCACAUUUUGUCAGGGCUUCUGAGAGCAGAGAAAGAAAUUGAGGCCCCUAGAACCCGCGUAGCUUUAGGAUUCGGGGGUUGCGAGGAUUUGAUAGUAGAUGGAAUGACAUUUAUAGACAAGUUUAAACUGGAAGCACCGGGUAAUCCUACACAUUAUGAUUUUGUGACAACAAAGGACGAGGUGUCUCAACUGUUUGGCUACUUUUUUCAACAUGGUGCUGCUGCAGAGAGGUUUGUUAGCAACAACACAUUAUUUAAAGAAAUGACUGAUACAGCAUUCUCCAUGGCUAACCAUAAAUCCAUCCUUGGAGGAAAUGCUCCAGUCAUGGCAAGGAGGAUGGCAAAUGAGGGAGCAGAGGUGCUACUGGGGGCAAGGUUUACCAAAGAACUCAGGCAAACUCUACCUGACACUGUCAAAGUGGUUGGAGAUGAUUUGGAUGUAAAUGAUAUUCAUCUGUUACUGGAAUAUAAAUCAGGUGAUAAAUGGGGCAAGUUUACCUCUCCAAGGGCUAAUAGGUUGAUUGUACACAGCGAUGAGAGCAAUCCUUAUAUAGAAACUUUGGAGGGGCUGGAAGCUGAGAUCCAGUCUUUUAAACCUUCAGCACUGGUUGUUGGAGGCUUGCAAAUGCUGGACAACUUCCCUUUUCAAGAAGGAGAAAGGAUGGAAAGAUUGACCAAACUGAAAAAAUUGUUAGCAUCAACACCAAAAAAAACAAGUAUCCAUUUUGAGCUGGCUUCAUUUACGGAUGAAGCAUUGCUGAGAGAAAUACGCGACAAUGUUGUUUUGUACUCAGACUCCCUGGGUAUGAAUGAGCAAGAAUUACCUAAUUUGGUUAGUAUUUUAACAAAGGGUAAAGUGACAUUGGUAGCUGAUGCUUAUCCCAGAAUUGCCUCAGUGUUGGACCAAAUGAGACAGGUAUACAACAUUUUAAGUAAAACUGAAGAAGUGGAAGGAAGGAGAAAACUGACAAGGAUUCAUGUCCACACAUUGGCAUAUCAAGCUAUAUUGACAACAAAAGGCAGUCAGUGGAAAAAAACGAUGCAUGCCACAGCCAAAGCUUCCCUGACAGCUUUCAGGCAUGUCUGUGCCUCUAAUUACAUUGACACAGAAAAAGCCAGACUUAUUAUGGACGACUCAUUUUCCACAAGCACUUACCAGUCUGCUCAACGGAUACCACUUGAGGAAAACCGACCAGUUUCGUGUUGGGAGGAAAAGGAUUAUCAGAUUUGUGUGGCUCCAGUUCUGGUGUGUACCAAAGUGGUUCAGACAGGUGGAGGUGGCGACAAUAUUUCAUCCGCUGGUUUACUGGUUCAAGUGGAAUGAUGAGAGUGGAGAAUGGAGAUUGAAUUUAAAAUACAGUGGUGGAAUAGCUUGAUAGCUAAAUGUUGAGAUGGGAAAUUUUAAUUAUUUUCUAUGUAUAUAUAUAUAUAUAUAUAUUUAUUUGUGUGUGUUAAAUUUUCGGGACGAGCUGUCCUUUCUUCAGGACAAACGAAAAGAAUUACAUUAUGUGGCCAAUAUUAACAGAGAAUGAUAACAGAACAACAAAAACUACAUAUAAAUACACCUAGCACUACAACUACACUAAAUCUACAAACGUAUUUACGCCGCAGACUACAUGUUUUUGGUUUUUAGGCUUGCCAGUCAAUGUUAAAAGCGGAGCAAAUGAGGACAUACCCUAUUCAUCCAAAGAGCUGUAUGAUCCACACACACACACACAUAAGCACUGAAAAGGCCACGACACUGUUGAUUAUUUAAAACUAAAAUUUUCGACACAACCCACGUCUUUAUCAAGAGACAUAUAUUACAUAAACAAAUAUCACACACCUUUAUACACUGUCAUGCCAUUUGUUUUAUACACUCAGAAAAGAGGUAGUUUAUACCCAUUACCAACACCCUUUGGGAGAUUGGGGUAAGCGGGGGGUAUUCUUAGUGAGCAUUGCUCACAGUACCUCUUGUUAUUGUUCAUUUAUAUGAGUAAAAUUUUGUUUAUGUGGAAUUUCUGGUGAAACCUGUAUUGAUUUGUUAUAAGAAUGUUGCAUGUUUAUAUUUACAAAAAGGUUCCUUAGUUAUUGUAAAAUAUACGUCUACAGGCACAUGCUCCUUAUAUAUUUCAACAUGCAGUGUUGGUAAACAACAUUAAUAUAUGGAAAAAUUUAUUCUCUAUGAUUCUAUGCUGCCUGUAUUAUUGAUAUAAAAUUAAUAUAUUUUAAGAUAAUGUUUUAACUGAGGAUUAUAGAUAGACUUGUUAAAUUGAUGAUUAGGCAGGAAAAUGACUUCCUUAUAACCGACAAUUCCUUAUAUUAAACUGAGUUCAUUACAUGAAGAAUUAAAUUAUUCCGUAUAACUGAGAUUUCUUUAUAACCAAGUUCCUUAUGAAUGAGCUUUACUGCAUUUGUUUAUUAUAUCGUGUAUUUCAUUUGGUGCUUUUGGCGCAUUUAUAACUGCGGAUUUAUGUCGAUUAACACCAAAAUAUAUUAUUGUUAAUUUCUAAAAAUAAAGUAAGUAUGUAAGUCAAUAAGUAAAAAUAAAAGGUGUGUAAAAAUGUGUGUAAAUCAAAUUGUAUGUAAAAGAGAUUCUGUUUAAGAAGUAAAGUUGUCAAAGCUUGUUUUGAGUUUCAGCUUUGAUAUCUUAACAAAAUGUAAUGAUAUCCAUUUUCUCACGAACAUGCAGCAGUUGUAUGCAUACAUGAAUCUUGAUAAAAUAUAAUAUGUCUAUUCUAAUGACUCUGCUGGGAAUUUUGGCAGAAAUGUAAGUAGAAUGUAAAUUUAAGAAUUAAGUUUCAUUUUUGAAAAUACAUGAGGGUAUGAACUGCACUGCUUCAUGUCGGCUUACUUUUCUUGAAGCGCUAACACACUUCAUGAAAUAUGCCAUUGGGAACAUAACAGCUGAUGCCCUCAUUUAAGUUAUUUUCAAAAAUGAAAUUUAUUUCUUACGUUUACAAGAGGUGUAAAUUCCACUGUUGUUAGUUAAUGAUUGUUCAUUGUAGGACCGUUUAUCUGUGAUUUAUAUGACUAGAUUAUGCAUCUGUGAUCUCAAAUCUUGCAUCCUGCAAAGCAAAGGGGUAAAUUUAGCAUUGACUAGCAAUGAAAAUUUCACAAUCUUAACAUUCCUGAAAAUUAUAAUGAUUAGAAGUCAUCUAAUUGUCAGGUAUUGAAUGAGCUGGUAAAGUUCAAGUUUACAUUAUUAUUACUAUGAAAUUAUCAGUAACAUAAUUACCAUAGUCAGCUGAAUGAAGUAACCUUUGAUGAAUUUUGAAAAUAAACUUUCCCAAAGGAGUUUACAGCAAUUGUGUGAUGAUGCAUACAACUGAAUUUGACCUGCAGUUGUCAUGACAUUAAUUCCUACCAUGCCACUUCAAUUCAAAUUCGUUUUAAAAUCUUUAUUCUAUAUAAUGUACAUUUUGGUACUGUUGGUAUUUGGAGUAUUUGGCUGAUUUAUCACAAAAAGUCAUUCGAAAUAUUGGAUUUUAUUUUCAGUACAAUUUUCAUUAUAUGCAAUGAUAAUUAAAAUGAAUGGAACUUUUGGUGAAUUGUUGUCGUCCACCAAAAUGCCAAUAUAUUACCAGAGGUACCUGAUAUAUACAGUAUUUAUAUUUCUAUGUUAAUCAAAUGAUUACUUUGUCUGGUGUCUACUUAGUAUGGACGUUCAAUGAAUCAACAUGUGUGUUACACCAGCAAUUAUUACUACAGUUGAGUAGAGAUACACUUCUGUCCCAUUUUAAUUGUCCUUUUUUCUUGAUAUACUUUAUAUAAAUUUUUCAUCUGUGAUUGUUGUGAUUUUUAGCAAUUUCAAUUAUGAUAGCAUAAUAAUUUGAAAGAAAUGAGCAAAUUACCGGUAAAUUAAUGUUCAGGUUGAGCAUGUUAAUCAUAUAUAGAUGUAGCGAUCUGUGAUAAUCAUUUCAUGCCAUAGAACCACAAUAUGAUGAGGAAUAUCUAAUGCAGAAUGCCACCACAAUCCAUAUGAAAUGCAAAGAAGUUUUCUGAUUUUUGAUAAAUCUUGUUUUAUAAAUUUUAAUGACCAGUACAAGUGUAUAAUGAUUAUGAUGUGAAUGUUCAUGCACGGUCAUUGUUCAAUAAUAACUCAAAAGUGUUCUGUAAAUACAUAUCAUCAUACUUUAUAUCAGACCUAUCAACAAAUGUAAUAUUGUAUUGUCAUUCAUUAUGGAACAGUAAAUUUUAAUGAUAGUGAA